AUGCUAGAACUAUCUAUCGUGAAGCUGCUGCACUAUGGAACGUGCCAGGACGUGUACCUCUCGUGCGACUCAGCAGGUAAACAUUACGCUCUGAAGCGAAUCUACCGCGAAGAGCUAGAGCAUCGAAGGCGCUUCCGCAAUGCGUUCGGGAAAUUGGCCCGCCAGAGCUGGUUUGCUGACCUCCGUCGAGCUGUCACCAUCCAGCUGCUGGUUCAGAACGAGCGUUGCGUUCGCUGCCUGCAAAUAAGCGGAUUCGACCUUCGUCUGGAUGAUGAAAGCGCCGUCGACAAAGAGAUAGAUCUCGUGUUAGAGUGGUGCGAAUGCGGGAGCCUCAUGGAGUUAGAUAGCUUCGCCAACAAGAUUCCAUGCAUACCUCACGACGUUCUGCGGUGCGUAGCCCAUGACGUGAUUCAAGCGCUCGAUUACUUGGCCACGAUUAAGGUGGCGCACGGCGACGUGAAGCCGGACAAUGUGUUCAUGCAAGCCAGCGGUCGCUGCAAGCUUGGAGACUUUGGCCAAUCUCAGAUGAUGACAGGCGACGGCAAAGUGACCGGUGCUCGCGGUAGCUAUUACUUUCUUGCUCCGGAGAUUGCCUCCAAUGCGUUUGAGCUGCUCGUCAACAUUGCCCACUUCGACAUCGAUAAUGAGUUCGCCUGUGUACGCGCUGCAGGGGAGCCGAUAGAGCCCGAUUUCGAGAGUUUCAUCCGUGGUGUACUGUUGAUGGCGGAAGAGAAGCGUCACAACAAGUAUCGCCGCGACAAGCCCUGGGAUGAUGAGACUGUCGACCAUUGGAAGAUCGAGCCCUUCCCAGAGGAAGACAACAAACCUCCACUGCUCGAGGAGAGCUCAUUCGCUACACUAUUCCCGAAAUAUCGCGAGAAAUACCUGCAGUCCGUUUGGGGCGAUGUAAAGCGGGCACUCGCUGCGUACCACAUUAAGUGCGAACUCGACCUCGUGGAGGGUUCCAUGACCGUCUUUACCACUCGUAAAACAUGGGAUCCCUAUAUCAUCAUCAAGGCUCGUGAUAUGAUCAAGCUGCUUGCUCGCAGCGUGCCAUUCCCGCAGGCCAAACGCAUCCUUGAGGACGGCGUGUUCUGUGACAUAGUUAAAAUAGGGGGCAUACUGCGAAACAAAGAGAAGUUUGUGAAGCGUCGCCAGAGGCUUGUUGGCCCUGGAGGCUCCACGCUUAAGGCUCUCGAGUUGCUGACGCAGUGCUACAUUUUAACGCAAGGUCAGACGGUGUCUAUCAUCGGUUCCAUAAAAGGCAUCAAGAUCGCACGCAGAAUCGUAGAAGACUGCAUGAAAAAUGUGCACCCCGUCUACCAUAUAAAGGAGCUGAUGAUAAAGCGUGAGCUCGAGAAGGAUGAAACACUGAAAAACGAAAACUGGGAACGGUUUUUGCCUCAGUUCAAGAAGCGCUCAGUGAAGCGCAAGAAGGUGAAGAUCGUAAAGAAGAAGUCCACCGGACUCCUGCUACCGGAGCAGACACCGCGUAAGGAGGAUCUGCUACUGGAAUCCGGGGAGUACUUCAUGUUGGAAGAAGAACGGCAACGACGGAAGCAGCUUGAAAAGCUGGAAACGCAGCGCUCGAAGGGUGCAGAGAAGCGUAGGCGGAAGGCCGAGGCUUACGACCCCGAGCAUAAUAAGAUCGCAACACCUUCCGAGGAGAAGGUGCGCGGGCCCUCGGAAUCCGAGGAGCCCAUUGUCGCGCUUAAAAAGGGCGCCAAGAAAAAGCAAACACCGGUGUUCAUCUAA
Molecule: messenger RNA, 1755 nt
Organism: Babesia ovata
Lineage: Eukaryota; Apicomplexa; Aconoidasida; Piroplasmida; Babesiidae
Product: Ribosomal RNA assembly protein
Exons: 6
Coding region: 1-1755 (584 amino acids)
Biological process (GO): protein phosphorylation
Cellular component (GO): small-subunit processome; nucleolus
Molecular function (GO): protein kinase activity; RNA binding; ATP binding
Source: RefSeq, a predicted model, not a curated record